Messenger RNA from Trichophyton benhamiae CBS 112371, 1368 nucleotides. RefSeq lists its product as uncharacterized. NCBI's taxonomy places the organism in Eukaryota, Fungi, Ascomycota, Eurotiomycetes, Onygenales, Arthrodermataceae. The record is from RefSeq and is a predicted model, not a curated record. Bases 1 to 1368 code for a protein of 455 amino acids. The transcript is spliced from 5 exons.
AUGCCUAGCAGCAGCAGCAACUUCAAAAAAGGACCAGACCAGGCGGAAGAAGCAAAGUUAGUCUGCUAUCGGGGGCGCUUCGACGAUGAUCUGACCUGGCGAAUAGGAAGCAGAGAUGCCGCUGCGGAGGCCUGUGAUGCUUCGCCUGUGCCAGUCACAUCCGUAUCCAUGCAGCAGGCGAAUCAGAGGCUCAGGAUGGCCUUUGACGGGAGACAGGGAUGUGAGCCAGAGCCAAAGGAAGUUGAAGGAAGGACAAGCAGAGCAGAGGUCGAAAAAGCGCAGAGAGAGACAGAGAUCGAGAGAGACAAGAGUCGCUGCUGGUCGAAGGCUUACAGGGGCGAGUCUUCUAUCACAUCGUUUAACCGCCCAACAUUCCCAGCCAGACGGUUAGGCCGGUGCUAUUGGCUGUGCUCGACUGGCAAAGGGGACUUCUCUUCGCUGCUAAAGAAGUUGACCUCUUCUUUAUUUAACUACUUUGCUUCUUCAUCUCGACUGAGGCCGGCGGCUAGACAGACUGCUAUUACAACCAUCUCUCCUCCUCGUCGUUGUUCGUCGUCGUUCGUCGUUAUCAAACUCGACUCUUUCAGCCGUCCAUAUCAAAAAGACGACAGACACCUCAUCAUGAGGACGCACUUCUCGCUAGGACCCUUCAUUGGAGUCUUCCUGACUCUCGCCUUUGCGACCCUCGCUGCAAAGGGACACACGGUCAUCGUCUACCCGGGAUGGAGAGAGAACAACCUGCACAGCAACGGCACCGUCGACGAGACCAACGGCGCCGGCGUGGCCAUCAGAUCAAACACCUCUGAGCUGCUAUAUCCAUACGGCAUGCAAUGGAUCUACCCAUGCGGCGGCACAGUAACCAGCACGAACAGAACAAAAUGGCCCAUCAAUGGCGGUGCCAUCUCCUUCCAGCCAGGAUGGUUCCCCGGCCACAAGACCGCACUCAUCUACAUCAACCUGGGCAUGGGCACUACUCCCCUCAACAUGAGUCUGCCCAUGGUCCCGCCCUUCCAGAUAACCGGUCCAACCGUUGCCCCGUACCCAGGCACCUUUUGCCUCCCCCAGGUUCCACUCCCAGCCAACAUCAGCGUUAAAGCAGGCGACAACGCUACAAUCCAGGUCGUCGAGGCUGCCCGUCACGGCGCCGUCUUAUACAACCUGCAGUGCGUCGACAUCACCUUCGCUGAACCAAGUGAGGUUGAGCCGGUGACAAGAGAAAACUGCUUCAACUCGACCAACAUCACCUCCAGCACCAUCUACGCCAUCCCCGACAAGCCUACCAACGCAGCCCAUGUCACUGCCGUCUUUACCGCGUUGGGGGUAAUGCCUCUCCUUCUUGCCGGCUAUUACUUUAGCAUCAUGCUGUAA